Messenger RNA from Neurospora tetrasperma FGSC 2508, 2847 nucleotides. Its product is annotated as methylenetetrahydrofolate reductase 1. Lineage: Eukaryota; Fungi; Ascomycota; Sordariomycetes; Sordariales; Sordariaceae. Gene Ontology annotation, cellular component: cytosol. Gene Ontology annotation, molecular function: methylenetetrahydrofolate reductase [NAD(P)H] activity; FAD binding. The record is from RefSeq and is a predicted model, not a curated record. The transcript has 3 exons. Gene Ontology annotation, biological process: tetrahydrofolate interconversion. Bases 235 to 2076 code for a protein of 613 amino acids.
CUUUUCAUCUGGAGUUCGAGGCAAUCGGAUCCAAAAGAGGAAUCACGCUAUCGCACGGAUACUUCGGGCGUAGAAACCACGUUGGCUAUCGAAAAGGUAGCAGUCCAGAAGACGAAGAGACCUUGAACACUUGGUUUCUUCACCUUGUCAUUAGAAUACCUACUGCCACUUAUAUAACAUAACAAGUCCCUUAAUACGCGCUCCCCGCAGUCGCACCCAACACACCCGGUCAAGAUGCAUAUCCGGGAGAUGCUUGCCGAUGCCGAAAGGACGAAGGCCCCGUCCUUCUCCUUCGAGUACUUCCCGCCCAAGACGGCACAGGGUGUCCAGAACCUCUACGACCGCAUGGACCGCAUGUACAACUUUGGUCCCAAGUUCAUUGACAUCACAUGGGGCGCCGGUGGUCGUAUUGCCGAACUUACCUGCGAAAUGGUUGCCCAAGCCCAGGCUUACCUCGGCCUCGAGACGUGUAUGCAUCUCACCUGCACCGACAUGGGUGAGGAGAAGGUGAACAACGCUCUGCAAAGGGCCUACAAGGCCGGCUGCACCAACAUUUUGGCAUUGCGAGGUGAUCCUCCCCGUGAGAAGGAGAGGUGGGAGGCUGCUGAGGGCGGUUUCCAGUACGCUCGGGACUUGGUCGCCCAUAUUCGCAAGCUGUACGGCGACCACUUCGACAUUGGUGUUGCUGGCUAUCCCGAGGGUUGCGAUGACAACAAGGAUGAGGAGUCUCUGCUCGAUCACCUGAAGGAGAAAGUCGACAUGGGCGCGUCCUUCAUUGUCACUCAGAUGUUCUACGACGUUGACAACUUCCUGCGCUGGGUCAAGCGGGUUAGGGAGAGGGGGAUCACAAUUCCUAUUAUUCCUGGCAUCAUGCCCAUCGCCACCUACGCCAGUUUCAUUCGCCGCGCGAACCACAUGAACUGCAAGAUCCCCGAGGAAUGGAUGGCGAAACUCGAGCCCGUCAAGAACGAUGAUGUGGCUGUCCGUGAGAUUGGCAAGACUCUUGUUGCCGAAAUGUGUCGCAAGAUUGUCGACGCGGGUAUCCGCCACUUGCAUUUCUACACCAUGAACCUCGCCCAGGCUACGCGCAUGGUUCUUGAGGAGCUUGACUGGUUGCCUUCGCCCAACCGGCCGCUCAAGCGCGCUCUUCCCUGGAAGCAGUCUUUGGGUUCUGGGAGAAGGGAUGAAGAUGUGCGCCCCAUCUUCUGGCGCAACCGCAACAAAUCCUACAUCACCCGCACCCAAGACUGGGACGAGUUUCCUAACGGCCGCUGGGGUGAUUCGAGAUCUCCUGCCUUCGGUGAGCUUGAUGCCUAUGGUAUUGGCUUGACGGGUUCCAAUGAGCUGAAUCGCAAGAAGUGGGGCGAGCCUCAAACCGUCAAGGACAUCGCCAACCUCUUCGUGCGCUAUCUUAACCAGGAGCUCGAAUACCUGCCAUGGAGCGAGGCCCCUAUCUCGAGCGAAGCUGAGCUGAUCAAGGAUGACCUCAUUGCUCUCAACAACCGUGGCUUGAUCACCAUUAACUCCCAGCCGGCUGUCAAUGGCGUCAAGUCGACACACCCCGUCCAUGGCUGGGGUCCCGCGAAUGGUUAUGUCUAUCAAAAGGCUUAUCUGGAACUCUUAGUCUCUCCAGAACUCUUCCCCGAAAUCAAGCGCCGGAUCGAGGACCACCCCGACAUCACCUACUAUGCCGUAACCAAGUCCGGUAACCUCCACACCAAUGCGCCAUCCGAAGGACCCAACGCAGUUACAUGGGGUGUUUUCCCAGGCAAGGAGAUCGUGCAGCCCACCAUCGUUGAGAGCAUCAGCUUCCUUGCCUGGAAGGACGAGGCCUUCCAACUGGGUCUUGAGUGGGCCCGCUGCUACGACGCCGAUACCCCCAGUCGCCUCCUGAUUGAGGACAUCAUGAACAAGUGGUAUUUGAUCAACAUUGUAAACAACGAUUUUCACCAACCACGCACCAUCUUCGAGAUCUUGAAUGACCUGUCUCUUCCCGAUCUUGAGAAGGUUUACACGCCCGCACAUACGAAUGGUGCAACCAACGGCGUUUCUGAGGCUUCAACAGUGCCUCAAUAAAGGAGAUACGUCCUCUCUUCUUUUACUUUUCCUCCCAACGACAUAUUAUUUCAACAUUUUUUCUUAUUUUUUUCAACAAUGCAUGGAAGCCUACGGGUAGGCUUUCCACUCCCCGUUACCUAAACGUAAUAUUUGACCGUUUUUCAACAAAAAGCGCGUUUUCAGACAACAAGCAUGACGUACUCUGCUGCCAGGUUUUGCGGGAUACAACAGGACAGAGCAACGACAACGAUUGAUGAUUCCAAGUUUUGCCGAACCACAAGGCAGCAUUUGCAUACCAAGCAUAUAUACAGAGAACGGAAAGGGUACCGGGGAAACUUUCAACACACACGGGAGAGGAAAAGGAAAGAGGUUAAAGCACAGCAUUAUACAAAACCGGCGUUCUGCGAUGUCGAGCUUUGGCGGGAUUGGACCGUCGGGUAAGUGGCAUUAUUUUGGGCGAGUUUGAUUUUUCAACAAAAAUUCGGAAGGAGCAUGGGACCGGCACCUUGAGGGAGAUGAUCAACAAAGGUACGAGGAUGAAAAUUGAAAGGAGAAAUAAACGCACGAAGUGAAUGAGGAUCUGUGGACAUGUGGGCAUAGGCAGGACGGUGCAUAUCUCAACGAUACCCGGAAGUGGAAUGGAAAAUGGUGUUAGGCAGGCAGGCAUCGAGAAUGGAUUUUGGAUUGGAUCAUCUUGUAUUGACUCCUCUUCGACCACCACGAUCAAUUGCUUCCCUUGCAGUGAAUGUUGAAUAGCCCGGCAGGUGAACAACGAGCAAUUAGCACGCG